UGUCCAAGAUGGCCGCUUUUAUUUUGAUAUUAGUGUUUUGUGUCUUAUUAAAUAAGACACUAUCGCAACCCUGCUACACAACAGAGCUGCCAUCAGCGCUAAAAUUACCAUUAGAUAAACCGUACGCUACUUCCAAGAACGAUUUCAUUGUAACCUUCAACUCUUCACCAAUAGAACCAAAGUUAACUGUCACUGUUCCUCACAAUUAUGUUCCUGAAUGUGCACCUUCAAAGGUUACUUGUACACCUAUAAUUAAGUCUCUAGUUCCAAAUCAAGAUAUACCAAAUCUAACUUCAUUUAUACCUUCUUCAGAAUGUUCAGCUCCAAAAGUCGCUGCAACUCCAGAAAUUGCCUUAAAUCCUUUUGUAGAUUCUAGUUGUACUUCUACGGUACCUGUUUCUGAAUCCAUUCCUUCUAAAAAUACAUAUACUACAAUUUUUACAGACUCCAGUUUGCCCUCUAUACAACCUGAAUAUACUACAAAUAUAACACCUUCAGUUGCAUAUAUGCCCACAUCAGCUCCCAUUUCUGAACCUUUAUCGUCAGAAGCAAAGAUAUCGUCUUUAUAUAAUGUACCACCAGUAAUAUACCAGAAGACAAUCCAAGAUAACAGCCUAGCUAUGUCUUUAUCCAAUGUAUUACAACUAUUUGUACUCGACAAAAUAUUACAGAGAUUAUCUCCUACACCUUGUCAAAAUUCUAAAUCAUUUGAUUCGAAUAUUUAUUCUUCUUACUCUGAUAAUGUUCCUGUAACUUUUAAUAAUAAUUUUAAUCCAUAUUUUGUACCGCAAAUUGAAAAUGGCGUAAUCAAUACUAAUUCAUAUAAAUAUAUAGAAGAACCAACUAAUUUUAUACCAUGGAAUAUCGAUACACCUUUGCCUUGUUCUUAUAUUGAGGAUACACCAAGUUAUUAUGAUCAUAAUUUGAUAUCUACAAACGUUUAUGAUAUUUCUGAAGAAAUCUCUAAUCCUUACAACAAUAUACAAAUGAUUCAUAAUCCAAUUGACCCUUAUAGCGAUUCAAACGUAUAUGCGUACCCUAUUGUGUAUGAAAAUAUUGCCAUCCUUCCAAAUACACACGUAGAUACAUAUACUAGUGAAUUAACUGAUUGCAUCAAUACAGAUUUACCUAUAGAAUACGAAAUAGUAGAAGGUAUAAUUUCGAAAUCAGUAACUUACGAUAAUUCUAAUGGUAUGUACACGCAUUUAGAUCCUAUUUACGAGUAUGUUUCACCACAAAGUGUUGAAACUAUAGAAGCAUUACCUUUACCUUUUGCGGAGUCAUCUUAUAACUUUGUUAACACAAAUCCUAUAAUAUAUGAUUUUGUCAGUCCUAUUUUGACAAAUCCUUAUAACAGUCCACAAUUGUCUCCUGUUUCAUCACAAUAUCCUUCAUCAACGUAUAAUGAAAUCAAUUCAAUGCCAUUGUGUUUGGAAUUGUUAAUGCCUUCGUCAAUACCAUUGCAACUAGCUUGUAUCUGUGACAUACCAAAAUCUGUACCUGAACUAACUUUAGGCAUUGAACCUUUAUUCUAUUGUUCCUAUUGUGAAUAUAUGUAAAAAUAAUUUGAGGAUGGAUCCACCAAGUACCUGUUCGAUACCUUGAACAGAUUGCAAUGUCACGCCGCAUGAGUUGAUACCUCGAGUUGAUACCACUUAGCGUUUUUUUAAAAGACCUUAAGUCCAUGUUUUGGAAUUUAAAUGUUUUUACAAACAUUGUUUUAGAUGCCAAAAAUUAAUGAAAGUCAUGAAGUCUUUCGUCGUUUGUUAUUUGUUGAAAAUAUUUUAUUUAGCCUUAAGAUUGAUUUUAAAUGCCUAAUUAAUAACUCAUUCUUUUUAAUCGCUCUGCACUAGUGUUUUAAAGAGAAUGACCCCCUUUACACAGUCACUCUACCGCGCGGGGUUAACCUAUCACAAACUCGAAUUUCUUUUUUCCGGAAUAUACGUUUGUUCAAAUUUUCAUUGCCCCGAAAACCGAUCGAAUUAUUAACAAAACCGUUGGUCUUUCAGGAUAUGUUGGAUGUUUAUCGCACAGACACUAUUAGAUUCGGUUAGGUUAUGUUAAGUUAGAUUUAAAAGAAAAUAACAUUUACCUCUCAAAAUUACUUUCGAUGUUAAGAAAAUUCGAGCAAACGCUGUUUCGGUCUUAUGGCAGGUAACCUACCGUUCGUGAUCAGGAGUUGUUUAAAUUUUUUUACACUAACAUUGCUAGUGUACGUUUUUAUUACAAAGGAAAGAGCGUCCGUGUAAAGGCUAAUAGCGCAAGAUAGACCGCCUGAAACUGGCGUGUGUCGGAGUGUACACUGAUGAACACAACCGCGCGGUCUUUCCCUUAUCCUUCUAACGUCUUUACACGCAUUCUGAAGUGAAGAAUGCUGUAUCACGCGCGAUAGGGUGUGUAAAGCACGCUAAUGAUGUUCUAGAAGUACCUCCGUAAUCAAGUUGUUGUAUUCCAUCGCAAACAAAAAGGUUUGGUGGCAUCUUUUAAUUUGACACAAGGUGUAUAUAUUUAUAUGUCUGUAUAUGUUUCGUAUUUAUGUAAUAAGUAUAUAUUUAUUUUAAAGACAUCAACCUACUCUGUAUAAAUAUGUAACCCAAUCACUGUUUCAAAAUAAUAAAACUAAUAUAACUGCUCUAAUUACCUGUACUGUACAAUUUAGAAAUUUGUAAAUUA
Molecule: messenger RNA, 2673 nt
Organism: Hyposmocoma kahamanoa
Lineage: Eukaryota; Metazoa; Arthropoda; Insecta; Lepidoptera; Cosmopterigidae
Exons: 2
Coding region: 9-1559 (516 amino acids)
Source: RefSeq, a predicted model, not a curated record